Molecule: messenger RNA, 351 nt
Organism: Aspergillus clavatus NRRL 1
Lineage: Eukaryota; Fungi; Ascomycota; Eurotiomycetes; Eurotiales; Aspergillaceae
Product: L-rhamnose mutarotase
Exons: 3
Coding region: 1-351 (116 amino acids)
Molecular function (GO): racemase and epimerase activity, acting on carbohydrates and derivatives
Source: RefSeq, a predicted model, not a curated record
AUGGCCCCCACCCGCCGCAUCGCCCAAAUCGUGCACCUCAAGCCCUCCGCAGUGGCGGCCUACAAAGAAUGCCACGCGAGCGUCUGGCCCGAGGUCCUCCAGCAGAUCCAAGAUUGUAAUAUCAGAGACUACUCUAUCUUCUUCGAUAAUGAUCGCACGCUCUUCGCUACAUUCAAGUAUAUUGGGGAUGACUACGAUGGAGACAUGGAAAAGAUGCGCGCGAACCCGAAAGUGCGCGAGUGGUGGGCGAUGACGGAUGGGAUGCAGGAGAGUCCCAUUCCUGGCGCUGUGGGUAGUGCAGAGGGACCGGGGUGGUGGAAGGUCCUGGACGAGGUAUUCCACACGGACUGA